Molecule: messenger RNA, 2463 nt
Organism: Ixodes scapularis (black-legged tick)
Lineage: Eukaryota; Metazoa; Arthropoda; Arachnida; Ixodida; Ixodidae
Product: zinc finger protein 239-like
Exons: 4
Coding region: 661-1857 (398 amino acids)
Source: RefSeq, a predicted model, not a curated record
CAUUUAUAUGCCGGUUUGUUGGGCGGAAGAGCUUGAACCAGUGGCGAAAAGGCCGAAAAGGCCUUGUCGCAUGAAACAAGCUCGUUGGUCGCAUGUCCAAGUGGGUAGAUGGCGAAAGACACCGCCUGACUCACACCUGACUGAUCAAUGCUCUAUUCAUUUUUGCUGGCUAGGUCGCUAGGUGGCCAAAAAUAUUGUUGGCGUUUUUUUGCACUGUUUUUUUUUUAAUAUUUAUUUACUAUUCAUUUAGACAUGCGAGUCACAACGCAUUACUCUAUGGCCAUGUUCCAAAAUUUACUCGAUCUUACUUGUGGAUUUUGUACCCUGGCGUUUUGAAAACUAAAACCUACCCGCGUCCAGCGUUUUUUAAUCUGUGUUGUCAGGUGGCAGCAGGUGACGUGACCCGCCGAAGGAACUCGAUUCCACCAGAUUCUACUGCUCGAAUCCAUUUGGGUAUGUCAAGUGUUCCCCUGCCUCCUUUGUGAUCUCGUGGGCCGUUGUACGAACCUGACUUGAGACAACAGUUUGAAUAGAACAGAGUCACGUUCGGGAAAACUAAUCCCCAUCGACGAACCCAAGACCCGAGCCAGCCGCCGCAACCAAGGCCAGCCUCCGGAGUUUGAUUAACUACCAGAGCGGCCGACGAAGAAGACGCCGACGAUGAACACCACGUCGCAGCAAGACAAAAUGCCACCGACGUCCAUCGUCUACGUUCAGGCCCCACCAAGGACGCCGGCUAAUUUCAGUGGCAAUCUUCAUGAAGAUGUGGACGACUGGCCGAGCCAGUACAAGCGCGUCGCCCGGUUCAACAAAUGGGGGCCUGGGCAGAGCCUCCGGAAUGUCUGCUUCGCUUUGGAAGGCACGGCCCGCACCUGGUACAAGAACCACGAAGCAUUGAUUUCAUCGCGGGAAGAAUUUCAGGUUGAGCUGCAACACACCUUCGCCAACCAGCAGCGACGACAGCAUGCUGAAGAACUUCUGCAAGCGAGAACCCAUGGGUCGAACGAGAGCAUCGCAAGCUUCGUCGACGACGUUCUCUGCCUGAUAAAUCGUGCCGACCCAAACGCUUCCGAAGAGAAAAAGCUGCUGGUCUUGAUGCGCGGCGUAAGGGAAAGCACCUUCGGAGGCCUUGUGCGGAGCCCACCUACCACCGACAAAGGUUUCAUCACGGAGGCCACCAACAUCGAGCGUGCCCUUCAAACACGAGCCGCCAACUAUCAUCAAGUUCCUGGCGUCGCUGUACCCACGCCGUCCAGCUGCACCCUCAGCCCCAAUAUCCCAGGGAUCAGUGAGAUCAUCCGGGACAUCGUCUGUGAAGAACUAAAGGAGCUGGUACCUUGCUACCGAAUGUCCAGCUUUGCUCUUGAUCGCCGAGAUUGUACGAGAGGAGAUCCAGCAAACGAUCCAGCCCGACAUUCUCGCGGACGCUGCACCGGAACCACCAGCCUUGAUUUACGCCUUAGUUGCUCGUCAUCCGCAGCCUCUACUACUGCGGGGAAGCAGACCACACCUACCGCCGAUGCCCUUGCUGACGACUCGGGCUGCGCGGGUUCGACCUGCGCCCCCAUUAUGGUGAACGCCCUCAGGAGGUCGACAAGUACCUGCGACGACAUCAGUCGCCCGAGCCUGCAUCCCGCUGAGAGUUCCGGUCGCCUUUGCCACGACGUCCAGCUUCGCCGAUGCACCGACCCCGACAUAAAAGCCUGUUGCCGCUCUCUCGUCGCCAGGGAAACAAGGCGCAACAACCCCUGGAGGCAGAGUUACCGAAGACGACCUACGCCAAGAUCCUCCACGAACGUCGGAGGGCCCCCCCCUCGAACGCCACCAGAGUCCGAAAUGACGCUCUUGGAACGGUAAAGAAUAACCUAAAAGUCGUUAUUGACUGCUACGACACGUCGGCUCUUGUCGAGACCAGAGCGGACAACUCCGUCCUGAGUGGGAGGCUCUCCAAACGCCUUCAGAAAGCGACGGUGUCGUGGGAUGGCCCACAGAUACGGACUGCGGGGGGACAUUAUUCGAGAUUCAUGUCGAGACGUGUCCGGUCAAGUUUAUCGUUCUGCAAGACUGUGCGAGAGACGUUAUUUUCGGUGUAGAGUCCCCGGGUGUGGGUCGUGUGUCAAGAACAACCAGUCCAGUCGGAGCUCUCAGGAAGACUGUUUUAUGUCAUGAGACAUUCCCAUUAUAUCACAGAAAACAAGGAAGAGGAAGAUUGAUGAUAGCGUGAUAGAUAGGACAACACAGAAGAAAAGGAAGUGAUAACGAAACAUGAUGAACACAACAUUCUCCCCCCCUUAAAUGACAAGUAAAGAAAACUAAAAGUGAAUAUAAUACAGCCGAGAAAAAGAGGAUAGAAAUAGGACAUAGCGCGCAAGACACAUAAUCAACACCGCAUCAGUUACAUAGGUCAACACAGUUUCAACACAGUGUUAACACGCAUGCGAACAAUACAGUUAUUACAUCGAA